Molecule: messenger RNA, 605 nt
Organism: Sander lucioperca (pikeperch)
Lineage: Eukaryota; Metazoa; Chordata; Actinopteri; Perciformes; Percidae
Product: agouti related neuropeptide
Exons: 4
Coding region: 42-470 (142 amino acids)
Biological process (GO): neuropeptide signaling pathway; hormone-mediated signaling pathway; positive regulation of feeding behavior
Cellular component (GO): extracellular region
Molecular function (GO): neuropeptide hormone activity; type 1 melanocortin receptor binding
Source: RefSeq, a predicted model, not a curated record
ACAGAGACACACAGACACAGAGACACAGACACAGCGACAGGAUGUUUGUGUUGGCGCUGCUCUGCUGUUUCUCCUUCAGUCUGCUGCGUCUCUCUUCUUCGUUGGUUCAUGGAAACCUCCAGCUGGACGACGGUGCGCCUGCUGGUCGCCGCGGCAACGGCGCGUACCUGUCAGACCUGGAGAGAAGCCACGCCCCCGACCCGCUGCGUGACUCCGCCCUCCUUCCUGUCGACUCUGCGGAGGAUCGCUUCCUGAUGGACGCAGCCUCAUACGACGAGGACUUGUCUGCGGCGCUGCAGCUGCAGGGUCGGGCGAUGCGUUCUCCUCGCCGCUGCAUCCCCCACCAGCAGUCCUGUCUGGGCUACCCGCUGCCCUGCUGCGACGCCUGCGACACCUGCUACUGCCGCUUCUUCAACGCCAUCUGCUACUGCCGCCGCGUCGGCCACGCCUGCCCGCCCCGACGCACCUGACCCAGAGACGCCGCGCUGGCCACGCCUGACCCAGAAACACAGCGCCGCGACCCAGGGGCGCUGUGAUGCUCUUUCUGUUUCUCGCUGGAUGAAAUGUGCUCUUUGUGUAAUAAACGACUGCUGAGGAAAACACGU